AUGUCAAAUAAUAUGCGCGGAUUGACUAUGUUCAUUGCGGACAUACGAAACUGUCGAGUUCGUGAAUCGGAGGAAAAACGAAUCAACAAAGAGAUGGCGAAUAUACGAGCAAAGUUUAAAGAGGGCAAUCUAAAUGGGUAUCAAAAAAAGAAAUACGUUUGUAAAUUGCUGUAUAUGUAUAUUCUCGGUUGGGAUAUUGAUUUUGGUCAUAUGGAGGCUGUGAACUUAAUAUCUAGUAAUAAAUACAGCGAGAAGCAAAUAGGAUAUCUUGCAGUGACGUUGUUAAUGCACGAGAAUAGUGACUUGACCCGUUUGGUGGUCAAUUCAAUAAGGAAAGAUCUCGACGAAUACAAUGAAAUAUAUAAUUGCUUGGCAUUACAUGCAAUAGCUAAUAUUGGAGGAAGAGAGAUGGCCGAGUCUUUGAAUGGAGAUGUGCAUCGACUGCUAAUAUCUCCUGCAUCAAAGAGUUUUGUGAAGAAGAAGGCUGCUCUGACACUGCUGCGAUUGUAUAGAAAACAUCCUGACGUAAUUCCAGCAGUCGAUUGGUCAGAGCGUUUGAUUGCUUUGCUGGAUGAGCCAGACUUGGGUGUUGUAUUGUGUGUUACUAGUUUAAUAAUGGCAUUGGCACAGGAUAAUUUGGAAGCUUAUUUGGGAUGUUACGCUAAAGUUGUAGAAAGGUUGUCAAAGAUUGUAGUAAAGAAGGAAUAUGCUGCAGAUUACGUGUACUAUAAAGUGCCGAUACCUUGGCUACAAGUGAAGUUUCUACGUUUAUUGCAAUAUUACCCACCAUUAGAUGAUACCACUAUCAGACACGAACUCCAUAAUGUCUUGCAAACGAUUAUGCAAAACUCCCAAGACACUCCAAAGAACGUCCAACACAACAACGCUCAGAAUGCGGUCCUAUUCGAAGCGAUUAAUCUAGCUAUCCACCUGGACACGGAAUCGUCGAUAGUCAAUCAAGCUGCCGUGCUUCUCGGUCGAUUCAUCACAUCAAAGGAAACAAACGUACGCUACCUUGGCUUAGAGACUAUGGCUCAUCUGGCAGCAUGUGUUGAUUCACUCGAACCGAUCAAGAAGCAUCAAGAUACAAUCCUACUCUCACUCAGGGAUAAAGAUAUUAGUGUACGUCGUCGAGGAUUGGACUUGUUGUUCAGUAUGUGUGAUGUUAGUAAUGCUAAGGUCAUAGUCACUGAAUUGUUGCGAUAUUUAAGCAUUGCCGAUUAUGGACUGAGGGAAGAGAUGGUGCUUAAAAUCGCUAUUCUUACUGAGAGAUUUGCGACUGAAUAUCAAUGGUAUGUUGACAUCAUUCUCCAACUGAUUAGCACUGCUGGGGAUCACGUGGGAAAUGAGGUCUGGUACCGUGUGGUGCAGAUCGUUACCAACAAUGAGGAAUUGCAAGAAUAUGCGUCACGAACAGUAUUAAAACAUCUUCGAUCACCCACGUGUCAUGAAAACUUGGUCAAAAUUGGAGGAUAUAUUCUAGGCGAAUUUGGUCAUUUGGUGGCUAACAUACCAGGUGGAAGUCCGAUUGAGCAGUUCCACGCAAUUUACUCAAAAUUCGGACUAUGUUCAACACAAACGAAAGCGAUGUUGAUGACAACUUUUUUGAAAUUUGUCAAUCUAUUCCCAGAGAUUAAAGGGGAGAUUGUAUCUGUAUUCCAUAAUUAUAGACACGUACUAGAUGCAGAGUUACAGCAGAGAUCUACCGAGUAUUUGGCUAUUUCCACCAUGCCAAACGACGAUAUACUACAAACUGUAUGCGAAGAGAUGCCACCAUUCCCCGAAAGAGAAUCUGCCCUACUGCUCCGGUUACAACAGCAACAUGCAGCUACUGAGGACAAGCGCACCUGGCACAUUGGAGGAAAAGAAGCUAAUAAGGAACGGGAAGCUGUUCGGUUACAAUUGUCAGCUAAUCGAAGCAACUCGACAGACAGCAAGUCGACACCGAACAAUGAAUCUUCUACAGACUUGUUAACAUUGGAGAGUUUAACUAUAGGUGCUUCGACUGUUGCGUCACAAACAAAUUCGGCUCAUAUACCUGCGGGAACAGUCACUCCGGGCUCAGAAAAAUGGUUAGGAAAGUUAUUAUAUACGUCGGAAGGAGUAUUAUAUGAAGAUAAUCAGAUUAAUGUAGGACUUAAAUCAGAGUACCAUGGACAUGUUGGUCGGCUGGCAUUGUACUUUAACAACAAGACGAAUACAAAUAUCACAUCGUUCACUACUGUCAUAGAACAAGUUCCACAUUUAUCAAUAACAACUCCACAAUCAGCAGCAACAACAAUUGCGGUUCAAGCUCAAAUCCAACAAUUAUUCCAUAUCGAAUGCAACAAGCCGUUCACGACAAUGCCAAUCGUGCGUAUUUCCUUCAUCUCCGGCUCACUCCAUAACGUUGCUCUACGUCUUCCGAUAUCACUGACCAAGUUUAUGGAACCCAUCGAACUUGGUGGUCCAGAGUUCUUUGCCAGGUGGAAACAGAUCGGAGGUUCUCCGAGAGAGAUACAGAGAAUAUUUCAAGCAUUGGUGCCUAUUAAGUUGGCGGAUGUGGGCACAAUGUUGAGUGGGUUUAGAUUUGGAUUGUUAGAGAGCGUGGAUCCAAAUCCUAACAAUUUUGUUGGGUCGGCAGUAUUGCAUACAAAGUCAGCAGGAAUGACAGGAUGUUUAAUGCGAUUGGAGCCGAAUUUGGAUGCGCAGGCAUAUCGAUUAACAGUACGCUCAACGAAUGAAAACGUAUCUGAGCAAAUAUGUAAUUUGCUCGAGCCGAGAUUAGCAAAUGAUGUUGUGUAG
Messenger RNA from Paraglomus occultum, 2784 nucleotides. NCBI's taxonomy places the organism in Eukaryota, Fungi, Glomeromycota, Glomeromycetes, Paraglomerales, Paraglomeraceae. The record is from the annotation of a GenBank genome assembly.